Molecule: messenger RNA, 1929 nt
Organism: Malus domestica (apple)
Lineage: Eukaryota; Viridiplantae; Streptophyta; Magnoliopsida; Rosales; Rosaceae
Source: RefSeq, a predicted model, not a curated record
UAAUUCCUCACUGCCGCUGCCUGUGAAUUAUCGGUGGCUGCCGGAAUAACUGCAAAGUGUCUCUCUUUUGCUAUUCCCUUUUGCUGAAACUGAUUGAAUCAUAGCUAUGUAUGUGACUCUCACUGUAUGUGUGUGUAUAUAUAUGUAUAUAUUUGCUAAAUUCAGCCGAGAAAGAAUGCUUGUUUGAUUGAAUUCUAUGGUACAGGGGUUUCGAACUCUGAGUGCCAGACCGCGGGCACACUGUCCUGGCCAACUGGCCUAACCCGUGUCUGUGCAUUAAUAAUUUGAUAGUAUUAUUCUAUGGCAGUGUUUAGUUUGUUAGUUUCUAUGACUUCCCAUCCACUGAAUUUGUUUAUUUUCAUCAUGGUCCUUUGCUUAAUGCGGUUUAUUUACAUUAUAAACACGUAUUAAGUACGAACACCUAUAAAAUGAUCCAUCAGACGGUGUAUUAGACCAAUCAGAUGGUGUAGUAUACCCUUGAACUUGAAGUGGUGCUACACACCGGGCCAUGACGAUGAUAUUUUCAGGUGUUCGUAUUGAGUUAGUGUUCGUACUGUAGCCAGACCCACUAUUGAAUGUUGAUUUUUACUUAUUUCACUACAACAUUAGGUUUUCUGGGUUUAUAUGAACCUGUAAAUGUAGCUUGGGCUUGAUGUGUUUCAUAUGUUUUAGGGGGAUAAUGGAAACCAGCACUACCCAAAAUGGUAGUUCUGGUAUCAUGUGGUUCUUCCGGGAUAAAGGUUUUGAUGAUAAGAGCAUUCAGGAUAUGCUCAAAAAGUGCGAUCUCCAGAAUGCGCAAGCAGAAAGAUCCUCCGAGAAUUGGGCUUAUUUGAAGAGUAUUGGCAUUCAGGAGAGAAAGCUGCCCUUUGUUGUUUCAAAGUGCCCCAAGAUACUUACUUUGGCUCUCCAUGAGAAGCUUAUUCCUACGGUUGAGUGCCUUACCACGCUUGGUGCCAAACCGCAUGAAGUUGCGUCUUCCAUUGCCAAAUUCCCACACAUUCUGUCCCACAGUGUGGAAGAGAAGCUUUGUCCGCUUUUGGGCUUCUUUGAGGCACUGGGAAUUCCCCAAAAGCAACUUGGAAAAAUGAUUUUGCUCAAUCCGAGGCUCAUCAGCUACAGCAUUGAAGCAAAGCUGUCUGAAAUUGUAAAAUUUCUUGCUAAUCUUGGCCUUUCCAGAGAAGGGAUGAUUGGAAAAGUACUGGUAAAGAAUCCGUUUAUCAUGGGUUAUAGCAUUGACAAAAGAUUGCGCCCUACAGCAGAGUUUUUGAAAUCAGUAGGCCUCACAGAGCAGGGUCUUCAGACAGUGGUAAUGAACUUUCCAGAAGUGUUAUGUAGAGACGUGGACAAGAUUCUGAGACCCAAUUUCGAAUAUUUAAAGAGAAGUGGAUUUGAAGAUGGCCAGAUAACGGCUUUGGUGUCUGGUUAUCCACGCAUUCUGAUCAAAAGCAUCCACAACUCUUUAGAGCCGAGAAUCAGGUACUUGGUAGAGGUAAUGGGGAGACGAAUUAAUGAAGUCGCUGAUUAUCCUGACUUCUUCCGCCAUGGUUUGAAGAAAAGAGUGGAGCGGCGACACAAGCUUUUGAAACAGACUACAACUGAUUGUAGCUUGAGUGAAAUGCUGAACUGUAAUCAAAACAAGUUCGUAACGAAGUUUGGUUUGGUUUGAAGAAUAGGCUCAAGGUACUAGAGUUUGAUUUUUCUAUCCUUUGAUUUUCGUUUUCUUGUGUUGUAGCUUAGUUUGGCAUUGCAUUUUCAAUAUAUUAGGUGAAUUGAACUUAAAUAUGGUUCAAUAUAUAGUCUUUCUUCUAUCAAGUGCCAUCUGUUAGAACUUCAUAUGUUUUUUCAUUUCUUCGUUUAGGAACCGAAAGCUACAACAUUAGGCCAUAGUUUUAUUUCUGCACGAUUGAUGAAACCGGUCCUCGGUUAACA